GAAAACUAAAUAGAACCUCUUGUCGAUCUCCAAAAAUUCAUAUCCAAUCUUAUCAUCUAAAAAAAAAUACUUAUCUGAAUUCGUUUCUGCAACACUGUAACUGCCGUUCUCAGUUUCAUCAAUGGCUUUCAGAUCUCCGAGUAAUUUGAAAUCAGUUAUGGGUCGUCUUAGGAUGGGAGGAAGCCCAAGCUCUACAUUUGCCACAUCCACCACGCCCAAACGCAGCCCACAGACUUUAUCUGCUCAUCAGUCCGCCAAUAAUCCAAGAACAGUAAAGAGGAGCAAGGGAGAGUGGGUCCCCGUGUACGUGGCAGUAGGGUUGAUACUGGUGGCAGCUGGUUUUGGUGCGCAUACGGUGACACAGCAAAUAGGCCGGGCUCCAGGCGUGUAUGUGAAGAAAUCCAGAAGAGAAUCAUUGCCUGAGGUCGAUGAUCCGGAUCAGCAGCUGGAGUUAGCUGAUCGCUUCGUGAACAAAUCUUUUUUCAGGAAAAUUGCUCAUGUUCAAGACUAUGAUCUUCCUCACCACAACAUGCCCGAUCCUAUCCGUGACGACGUCUACGCAAAGAGGCCAAGAGCCGAGACACUGAAAUCGGUUGGAAUUGAUCCAAAGGCUCACUAAUCUCUAGUGUUUAAGCCAACAGCAAUCUGCCCUGAGUCGAUAGUCCGUAUAGCAAAUAGAGCACAAAAAUGUGGUGUUGUACUCUGCUCAGCUGCUAGCUCUCUCCUUGAGUGGUAUAGAAGCAUGGAUGAUGAAUCCAUUUGUUUUUGGUACUAACUUGAGAUUUAAUAAAUAGGAAGAAGAGCUUUGUAUUUGUAUAUUGUUGUAGUGCCUUGCAGGGUUUGAUUGUGCCUUUAGCGUUUUUAUCAUUCGAUAUAGAAGUCGAGCAGUGUAUUUGUUCUCCAAACGCUUUUUUUAGUUGUUCUCUUUAAGCGCUGGUAUGUUAACGUUCCCUGCUAAGCAAAAUGUUGUUUCAUUUACGUUGA
Messenger RNA from Daucus carota subsp. sativus, 984 nucleotides. RefSeq lists its product as uncharacterized. The coding region runs from base 122 to 619 and encodes 165 amino acids. The record is from RefSeq and is a predicted model, not a curated record. Lineage: Eukaryota; Viridiplantae; Streptophyta; Magnoliopsida; Apiales; Apiaceae. The transcript is spliced from 4 exons.